Ornithodoros turicata is the source of this 1366-nucleotide messenger RNA. RefSeq names its product guanine nucleotide exchange factor MSS4 homolog (gene strat). The record is from RefSeq and is a predicted model, not a curated record. Lineage: Eukaryota; Metazoa; Arthropoda; Arachnida; Ixodida; Argasidae. The coding region runs from base 284 to 754 and encodes 156 amino acids. The transcript has 3 exons. Gene Ontology annotation, biological process: post-Golgi vesicle-mediated transport; small GTPase-mediated signal transduction. Gene Ontology annotation, molecular function: zinc ion binding; guanyl-nucleotide exchange factor activity. Gene Ontology annotation, cellular component: membrane; cytosol.
GAUAGAGAUCAGUGACUGGGAAUACCACCGAAUCACACUGUCACCCUUGCCACCGUCUUUAGUCUGCUACACAGGAGGACAAGAGAUACACAGGCUAUAUAUAUAUAUAUAUAUAUAUAUAUAAAGUAUAUAUAAAAAGACAGCGACGCCUCGCGAAAACGCGACCUGUUAUCCUAUUUUACAAUUCUUUUCUCAUCAAUCUAUGCCUACAUUUCGCUUGUGCUAUCCCGUGAGAUACGUGUUCUGAUCGAAAAGGCGGGAUUAGGCGAAUCUGAACCCGGGUAUGGAUGACAGUCAAAGACUAAGCAGUGGCACCGUUUUUUCAUCGAAGUCAACUUCGAAUGGAAAUGCGUCAGAAAAUGCCAACCCCCUGAACAUCAGCAAAGGCAGUGGAGAAUAUCAUGGACAAGCCAAGGACAAGUUAAUUGAAAAUGGAAAGAAUAAAGUCCACAUUGAGUGCAGGUUUUGCUCCUCAAGAAUACUGAAUGCUGGGAUGUCCAAGUUUGUGGAAACAGAGUGUACUCUUCCACCAUUAGAUGGAAGAGCUGGAGAAACAUCAGAGACAGCAGAAGAACAGCUGAGAGAAUUCUGGUCUGUCGAGGACAUCUACACUUUUGAGAAUAUUGGCUUCAGCAACACUGUGGGCAAAACAAAGUACCUCACGUGCGCCGACUGUGAUCGUGGUCCUGUUGGUUGGCACAACCUAGAGACAAGAAAGUCCUUUGUGGCACUCUCCCGGGUACAUCAUCUCUGAUUCCAGUGGUCAUGGCAAGCCAUACUGUUUUUCUGUCAGCAGCAAAAUGCUGUUAGAGAAGCAGCGUUGACUUUAACUUGGAGCUUUCGCCUCUUCUUAACAACACAGAUUGUAUAUAUCCAAAUACAUCAGUACAAUUCGUGAUGCAGAGUAUUAAGUUGCUCAGAACUGUUUAUCUGGUAAAUGUAUUUUCACUGCACUCUUUAAUGCCACCCGUACAACAACAGUUAAUGCUGAUAACCCAGUGAUUUCUGAAGAUUGUGCAAACUGGGACGACAACAAAGUGUAGUACCUUUGUCCUUGUUAAAUUCUAGGAGCAUGAAAACACCUCUUCCAUGUAAAAUGCCGGCAUUGCUGGAUGUGUACUGGCUUGUUUGUUUGUGCAUACAAUUCUACUGCAUAUAAGCUGCUCCCCUAUAACCUUGCUAAAACAACAACAUAAAAAAAAGAAGGAUUGCAAAACAUGUGGCUGUGGACGUCCUUUGUCAUUUCCAGAAGCACCACAAGCAAGGGAUUUGUCGUAAUGUGAUGUAUAGCUGCUCAUGAAUAUGUUGGCAUCAGCUGACAAACAUGUAUCGCAUAAAUAGUAAAGGACUUCACGUUUGUCUCAUA